Molecule: messenger RNA, 2817 nt
Organism: Aureobasidium namibiae CBS 147.97
Lineage: Eukaryota; Fungi; Ascomycota; Dothideomycetes; Dothideales; Saccotheciaceae
Exons: 5
Coding region: 1-2817 (938 amino acids)
Source: RefSeq, a predicted model, not a curated record
AUGGCGGCCGUUCAGGACCAAGUGGCCAUUGAUUUCGCCAGCUCCCUCACCCAGUCCGAGAUUCCUACAAAACUUCGAUGCGCCACCUGUAGCAAGCUCGUCGUCAAUGCCUUCAAGCUCCAAUGCUGCGACUCGUCAAUCUGCCAACAUUGCCAGGCCACGCUCCCCGACGCCUGCCCAGUAUGCAGCCACUCACCUUUGGAUCCGGACAUGUGCAAGCCCAACAAAUCUUUGCGCAUGACUGUUAGAGCUUUCAUCAAGGCCGAGGAGAAGAAGAAGAUUGCCGCCGCCGAGGCUGCUGAAGCCGCAGCAGCUGCGGCCGCAGAACAAGACAAGGCAGCCGCCCAACAAUCGGCACAGAUCGCGGAACAACCGCAAGCAGACCCUGAGAUUCACGCCGAACCAGACGUUGAACGUCCGCAAGAAGACAAUGUAGCCUCCGAGGAUGCGACAGAAGGUGCUGUUGCGCCGGAAGCUACCGAUCCGCUUGCUCAGGUUGAAGAGGUAUCUGAGCGUCCAGCUGGAGAAGAAUCUGCAGGAACCGAUCAGAUCGAACAACCGACUGGAGUCGAGGAAGACACUGUUGCACAGUCAAUUGAGGAGACUGACCCCGAUUUCGAGCAAAAGAACGAAGCCGAAGGUCAACAACAAGACCAGAACGGACAGGACGCUUCUCAGCAAAACCUUCAAAACAUGGACUGGAACGCCGCUAACGGAUUCAACCCCAUGAUGAACAUGGCCAAUGGAUUCAACCCGAUGAUGGGCAUGAUGGGCAUGCCUGGAAUGAAUCCCAUGUCCAUGUUCGGCAGCUUCGGUCCCGGCAGUAUGGGCAUGCAAGACAUGAGUGGUAUGAACAUGGGAAUGGGCUUUGGAGGCGGUUUCGGUGGCAAUUGGAAUGGACAGCAAGGGAUGGGCGGAAACUUUGGCGCUGGCUAUUAUCCCAACGCUGGAUAUAAUCAAGCGCAAAUGCACCAAGGAGGCUAUGCCAAUCAACAGUUCCCAAAUCAUAAUAACUACCAGAACCAGAACCGCUUCCAACAGCGUGGUGGCUAUGCUGGCCGUGGGAGAGGCGGUGCUGCGUUUGCUGGUGGGAAUGCUGGCCCAUCUAACCCUCAGGUUCAGCAAAACGACGCUGCUUACCCUCAAGAUGCCGAACAUGGCGAACAUCGCCCCUCACGAGCCGGUACUGAAUCUGCUGAUGCUGGUGCUGAUAGACGCAACUCUCAGUCUGUAGCUUCUGUGUCUCAGAUGCCCGGAGAUGAUGCCACUGCUCCUGAGCAACAGCCAGAUGCAAUUGUUGAGGAUACUAACGAACAGAUCCAACAAGGUGAGGAGCAAACAGAAGACCAAGGUCUUGAGAAUGGCGAUGAGAUGCAAGGAAUGCAAAACGAAGAAGGGAACCAAACGAUGAAUUUGAACAAUGAAGGCCCGAACAUGAUGGACUCCAAUGCCUUCAAUCCAGCUAUGAUGGGUAUGGGUGGUUUCAACCCUGCCAUGAAUCCAAUGAUGCCUUUUGGAAAUCAAAACGGUUUCUUCCCGCAGAACAAUUUCAACGGUGGAUUUGGUGGAAGAGGAAGGGGCGGAUACAGAGGCAGAGGUGGUUUCCGUGGCCGGGGUGGCUUCAACAACAUGCAUGGCGGCUUCAAUGGACACAUGUCUCAGCCACCUGAAGAUUUUACUGUUGUCGCAGGCUCGACAGAAGGACCGCCAAUCGAUGCUCCCAAGGGUCCCAAGGCUAUGCGUGAGGGCUUGCCCAACAGCGGCAUCUACAGUAGGGGCGGAUACCAAGGAGGAAGGAACGCUCAUCCUACGCCUACACCUCAACCCCAAUCCCUGCCUGCACAAUCACCUCAACCGCAAAGAGAACGCAGUCAGUCACCUGCUCACGACAACCGCGAGCGUGGUCGAUCGCCUUCACACUCUAGAUCAGGUUCGCACAGCCGCAAGCGUAAACACAGUGUCGAGUCGCAAGACAGUGAAGCACGAGCUCGCAGACGUGAAAGACGCCGACGUCACGAAAGGAAAUACGACGACGAGCCUGCCGACUCCGACAGAAAGAAGGACACGACAAGAUCCGACUCUGGCGACGAAGACGCAUCUAGAAGAUCACGCCGUCGCAGAGGAGACAGAGAGAAGCAUCGUUCAACCCGCGAAAACAGCAGAGACCGCGAUCAUCGUCGCCGCCGCAGCAGAUCCAAGGACCACCGCACUACCAACGACGAUCAGUCCUCUCGCGCCAAGAGUCGUCGCGACCGCGACCGCGAGAGAGAAAAGGAACGUUCAGACCGCGAUAGAAGCGAUCGUGACCGCAAGCGUUCACGCAGAGAUCGCUCUGCCUCCGCCAAUGGCUCCGCUGAUCAUUACUCUUCGCGCCGCUCCCGCCGUGAGGACCCAGCAUCUACCGCCGACGACCAAGGUUUCAAGAUCAAGGGUUCUCGCACAAGCACCAAACCCUUCGCUCCACCCACCGGUCCCCGCAACUCUCGCAACGAAGACAGAAACAACAGACGACCUUCUCUUGCCUCUGUCGCCGUACCCCAAGACAAUGCUGCUAGCACUUCUGCAGACCCAUAUGCUCAAGAACGCGAAGCUCGCAUCAAAGAGCGUAUGGCCAAAGAACAGCAACGCCGUGAGAGCGCUACCAUAGGAAAGAGAGAUAGAGGUGGUGAGCAAGGAAGACGGGGAUCGAACGCCGGAGGUGAGGGCAAGGGAAGAGGCAAAGGUAGGAAGGUCAGUUAUAGGUAUGAAGAUGAGGAGGGCGAGGAAGCUAGAGCCGAGAGAGUUGAACGCGAGAGGGAGGCUGCGAGAUGGGGGUGA